AUGGUGGCGGACGGCCUCGCUCCGCACCAGCCAACGCAAGCAGGGACCACAACUUCAGCCAGGCAGCCAAGGCAAGCACGCACGGACCACGACUCCAGCCGACCCAAGCAGGGACCCCGACGCCAGCCAGGCAGCCAGCCAAGGCAGGCAGGAGCCUGGACUCCAGCGAGCCAGAUAGCCAAGGCAGGCAGGCAGGCACCACGAGACCAGCCGACACAAGCAGGGACCACGAGACCAGCCAGCCAAGGCAGGCAGGCAGGGGCCGGGACUCCAGCCAGCCAGCCAGCCAAGGCAGGCAGGGUCUGGGACUCCAGCCAGGCAGCCAAGGCAGGCAGGCAGGGACCACGAGUCCAGCCGACACAAGCACGGACCACGACUCCAGCUGAUGCAAGAGGGACCACGACUCCAGCCGACCCAAGCAGAGGCCACGACUCCAGCCAGCCAGCCAGACGAGGCAGGCAGGCAGGGGCCGGGACUCCAGCCAGCCAGCCAAGGCAGGCAGGCAGGGGCCACGACUCCAGCCAGCCAGCCAAGGCAGGCAGGCAGGGGCCACGACUCCAGCCAGCCAGCCAAAGGCAGGCAGGCAGGGGCCUGGACUCCAGCCAGCCAGCCAAUGCAGGCAGGCAGGGGCCACGACUCCAGCCAGUCAGCCAAGGCAGGCAGGCAGGGGUCACGACUCCAGCCAGUCAGCCAAGGCAGGCAGGCAGGGGCCGGGACUCCAGCCAGCCAGCCAAGGCAGGCAGGCAGGGGCCACGACUCCAGCCAGCCAGCCAAGGCAGGCAGGUAGGGGCCUGGACUCCAGCCAGCCAGCCAAGGCAGGCAGGCAGGGGCCACGACUCCAGCCAGCCAGCCAGUGCAGGCAGGCAGGGGCCACGACUCCAGCCAGCCAGCCAAGGCAGGCAGGCAGGGGCCGGGACUGCAGCCAGCCAGCCAAGGCAGGCAGGCAGGGGCCACGACUCCAGCCAGCCAGCCAAGGCAGGCAGGCAGGGGCCACGACUCCAGCCAGCCAGCCAAAGGCAGGCAGGCAGGGGCCUGGACUCCAGCCAGCCAGCCAAUGCAGGCAGGCAGGGGCCACGACUCCAGCCAGUCAGCCAAGGCAGGCAGGCAGGGGCCACGACUCCAGCCAGUCAGCCAAGGCAGGCAGGCAGGGGCCGGGACUCCAGCCAGCCAGCCAAGGCAGGCAGGCAGGGGCCACGACUCCAGCCAGCCAGCCAAGGCAGGCAGGUAGGGGCCUGGACUCCAGCCAGCCAGCCAAGGCAGGCAGGCAGGGGCCACGACUCCAGCCAGCCAGCCAAGGCAGGCAGGCAGGGGCCGGGACUCCAGCCAGCCAGCCAAGGCAGGCAGGCAGGGGCCACGACUCCAGCCAGCCAGCCAAGGCAGGCAGGCAGGGGCCUGGACUCCAGCCAGCCAGCCAAGGCAGGCAGGCAGGGGCCACGACUCCAGCCAGCCAGCCAGUGCAGGCAGGCAGGGGCCACGACUCCAGCCAGCCAGCCAAGGCAGGCAGGCAGGGGCCGGGACUCCAGCCAGCCAGCCAAGGCAGGCAGGCAGGGGCCACGACUCCAGCCAGCCAGCCAAGGCAGGCAGGCAGGGGCCACGACUCCAGCCAGCCAGCCAAGGCAGGCAGGCAGGGGCCACGACUCCAGCCAGCCAGCCAAGGCAGGCAGGUAGGGGCCUGGACUCCAG
Lagopus muta (rock ptarmigan) is the source of this 1683-nucleotide messenger RNA. Its product is annotated as collagen alpha-1(I) chain-like. The record is from RefSeq and is a predicted model, not a curated record. The transcript is spliced from 3 exons. NCBI's taxonomy places the organism in Eukaryota, Metazoa, Chordata, Aves, Galliformes, Phasianidae. The coding region runs from base 1 to 1668 and encodes 555 amino acids.